GGAAGCGGCUGGGCGAGCCGCGGCCCGUCAUGCUGCCGCCCUCACCCGGAACCGGAACUGCACAGAGACGGGGAACUUCCGCUUCCGGCUCUCCUCGGAAGUGACGCGCGGAGCGGGCGGCGGGGCGGGAGCAUGGCGGCGUCCAUGGGACUCCACGUGAGGGGAGCGGCCUGAGGGGCGCCAGGCCGCGGGGCCGCCGCCGAUGCCGCUUGGCGGUGGCGCGGGCGGGUGCCGGGGCGGCCCGGGCGGAGGCGGGUACGGGCAGGAUGGCGGUGGUGCCUCUGCGGCCCUGCAGAGCCGUCGGCCGCGUCUUGCCUCUGCUGUGCGGCGGGGCGAGGAGCAAGGGAGCUCUGAGCCCCAGGGUGCCGGGCCGCCUCACGCAGCGCCGCUACAAAAAGGACGUGCUGCCCUCCCCCGAGGGGCCCGUGCCCUCUGUCUCCAUCACCGAGAUCCGGCAGUACCUGCGGGCCCAGGGCAUCCCCUUCCACGACGGGUACAGCUGCCUGCACACCCCCAGCCUCUUCACCGACGGCCGGGAAGACCAACCGCCGGCGGCGGCCGCCAGCACCCCUUACACGCUUUUCGUUGACAAGACCACGGGCAGCUUCCUGUGCACGGCCACCCUGGCCGAGGGCACCUGGCAGGACUUCCAAGCCAACGUGGAGCUGCGGCACCGCGGUGUUCCCCCUGCCGGCUCAGAGGACCCGGAAGAGGACAUGCGACAGGCUCGUGAGGAUGCUCGCUGCAUCUGGGACCGGGCGCUGCCGCUCUGGGAGCUACUGGACGAGGAAGAGACUAGUAAGAUCAAAGCCAUGUUUGGUAUCUCCCUGGUGUCAGACGCCACCCUGAAACGCUUUGGGGUGCGUUAUCUGAGGGCUGCCAAGUCCCUUGUCUUCCCUUGGUUCAGCCCCCGUGAUGCCACCCUGAAGGGCCUGAAGCUCAUGAGGGUGGAGAAGAAGGGGGAUGUGAUAUCUUACAUAGAAGAGACUUUACCACGCCUUGAUUCCUAUCGCAAUCUGUUUGGACUGCCACUGAUUGGCCGCCGAGACACAGAGCUGGUCUUAACUGGGUGGGAGCUGGAUGCCUUAGCCCUACACCAAGCUACAGGGGUGGCCAGCCUGGCCCUGCCACGCGGGGCCACCUGCCUGCCCCCUGCCCUGCUCCCGUACCUGGAGCAGUUCAAGCGCAUCACGCUGUGGUUGGGCGAGGACCUGCGGUCUUGGGAAGCUGCCAAGCUCUUUGCCCGCAAGCUGAGCCUCAAGCGCUGCUCACUCGUGCGCCCUGGCAACCUGCAGCCCCGGCCCUUGGAGGCUCUGAACCAGGGCCUGAACCUCACCAGGAUUCUGCGUGCUGCCCUGCCUGCCAGCCACAAAUCCAUUGUCUCCUUCCGACAGCUGCGUGAAGAGGUGUUUGGAGAGCUGGUUAACACUGAGCAGGUGGCUGGCGUCAAGUGGGCACGCUUCCCUGAGCUCAACAAGCUCCUCAAAGGGCACCGCAAAGGGGAGCUCACUGUCUUCACAGGCCCAACAGGCAGUGGGAAGACAACUUUCCUCAGUGAGUAUGCCCUGGACCUUUGCAUGCAGGGGGUGUGCACUCUGUGGGGCAGCUUCGAGAUCAACAACGUCCGUUUGGCCAAGAUCAUGCUGACACAGUUUGCUGGCCGGCGCCUGGAGGACCAGCUGGAGCUCUAUGAUGAGUGGGCAGAUCGCUUUGAGGAUCUGCCCCUCUACUUCAUGACUUUCCAUGGCCAGCAGAACAUCAAGACAGUGAUUGACACCAUGCAGCACGCUGUCUACAUGUACGACAUCACCCACGUGGUUGUCGACAACCUUCAGUUCAUGAUGGGACACGAGCACGUCUCUGUGGACAGACUUGCUGCCCAGGACUACAUUGUUGGUGCCUUCCGCAAGUUCGCUACAGACAACACUUGCCACAUCACACUGAUCAUCCAUCCCCGCAAAGAGGACGACGAGAAGGAGCUGCAGACAGCCUCCAUCUUUGGCUCUGCCAAGGCCAGCCAGGAAGCUGACAACGUCCUCAUCCUGCAAGACCGUAAGCUGUUGACGGGGCCAGGGAAGCGCUACCUGCAGCAAAAGCAAGGUCAGGCUGAAGAAGAUGAAGGAGGAGAAGGCGUCUUUAGCCCUGCAAGUUCCAGAGGGAACCUCCAAGAAGUCAUGAUCCCAGCAGGUCUCUCCCUGUCAGGAGGGAUGUGGACUGGUGCUGGGAGCAUAGGGCUGGGGUACACCAGCCCUUCUUCCCCAGGAACAGAGGCCACACGCUGCUAUGGCCCUUCUGUGUGAGCAAGCCUCUUGGUCACCAGCAUGGUGAUGGAGCCACUGUGAAAGGAGGUGUGGACUUGUCCCAGAGGGGAGCAGUUGGAGGAGAGUGCUUUGGUGAACUGGGUGCUCUACUGCUGCCAGGUGCUGGGAGCAAAGGGAGGAACUGGGUGCAAUAUGAACUGGAUGAUGUGGGGCAGUGACCUGCAGUCCUGGAGCUUGGAGAUCUCUGGACCUGUGGCAAGUAUCUAAAUUGUGGGUAAAAGGAAGCCAAAAUCUUAGGUUGUCACUGGUGAGGGGAAGAGGGACAUAGGGUGGGAACAGCACCAUGACAGGUGGGAGUGUUUUGUGAGGGGAAGGUGGUGAAAUGUGGGAGGUUGGGGAUUGCUCUUGCCCCAGUGUUGUGUACUCUCUGUGGUUGGUGGCAGGGGUGGACCCCCAUGGCAUCACUGCUGCUGCAGGCUGAGGGCAGUGCUUCCAGCAGCCUCUCUUGCUCAGGGUGUCCCCAGUCUGCUUUCUGGGCAGCAUCACCAGCAGUAAAACUUUGAGGGGAGCAGCCCUGCUUCACUAGGCUGAGGUGGGGGCAGGAGGUGGCCACCCUUGUGCCCUCUGGUCUGCAGACAGCAAAUACUGUGACAUGGCAGGUCCCCAACUGUUGCAGGUUGAAGCCACAGCUGGAUCCUGAUCUUAUCCCUUGGUCUUUUUUCAUUUUUUAGUUUUAUUAAAGCACUAAUGUGA
Messenger RNA from Pogoniulus pusillus (Red-fronted tinkerbird), 3014 nucleotides. RefSeq names its product twinkle mtDNA helicase (gene TWNK). NCBI's taxonomy places the organism in Eukaryota, Metazoa, Chordata, Aves, Piciformes, Lybiidae. The coding region runs from base 267 to 2300 and encodes 677 amino acids. Gene Ontology annotation, cellular component: mitochondrion. The transcript has 6 exons. Gene Ontology annotation, biological process: mitochondrial DNA replication. The record is from RefSeq and is a predicted model, not a curated record. Gene Ontology annotation, molecular function: single-stranded DNA binding; 5'-3' DNA helicase activity; ATP binding.